GUAGUAAACCUUUUAUUUUGUUAUUUAAAUAAAAUAUAUUUGUUUUAUUUUUUAAAUACAAAAAAUAUGGCUGAAAGUUCCUCCAAAGGCGACUCUGUUCCAAAAAAGUGGGCUUGCACUUAUUGCACUUUUCUCAAUUGGGAUGCUAGCAUUAAAUGUGUUUUGUGUUAUCAACCUCGGAAUAAACCAAUGCUUAUUGAAGUGAAAACUUCAAUCGUUCACGAUGAACAACUCCGUUGGCCUUGUCCAACAUGUACAUAUAUGAAUUGUCAGCGUACAAAGCGUUGCAUUCAAUGUAAUACUGAUAGACCACUUCGUUAUGCAACUCCACCAUUUAUCAACAACCAAGUUAUUCCAAUUAAGCAGACUAUUAUUCAUACUCAACCGCACAAGGAUAAUAAUUCAAUUUCUCGUGCACUUAAUAAAUGGACUUGUCAGAGUUGUACAUUCGACAAUUGGCCAAAAGCAACAAAAUGCACACUUUGUGGUCAAAAGCGUUUGCUAUCUCGAGUUCAAAGCCUUUCUCCACCUCAGGAAGCUGAAGUUCAGAAUUUGCAUCACAGGAAACGUAGUUAUUCAGGUGAAACUCAACAUCAAGAAGUUGAAAGAACUGACAGCCGAGGAGAUAUUGAUUUAGAGUUAUUCAAUCAGCUGGCAAUCGGGAAUGCUCCUAGGCAUGGAAAUCGACCUGAACACAAUAAAGACCGGCACGGAUCAAAACGUAAUAAUGAGCAAUAAAAAUUGAGGGGUGGCUAGACAUGUUAAUUUUGUUGUGACAGUUUUCUGAGGGAUUGCAAAGAAAAUAUUUUAUUUCGACCUCAUCAAAUGAUUGCACAAAAAUAUGUGCGUGUUACCCUCUCUAUUUUUGCCACAAAUUUAUUUUGUUUGUUCCACCGGUUUUAUUUUAGCCCUUGUCAAUAUAUUUACCAA
Meloidogyne enterolobii is the source of this 930-nucleotide messenger RNA. The record is from the annotation of a GenBank genome assembly. NCBI's taxonomy places the organism in Eukaryota, Metazoa, Nematoda, Chromadorea, Rhabditida, Meloidogynidae.